Messenger RNA from Lycium barbarum (goji berry), 3356 nucleotides. RefSeq lists its product as uncharacterized. The record is from RefSeq and is a predicted model, not a curated record. The transcript is spliced from 5 exons. Bases 1720 to 2853 code for a protein of 377 amino acids. Gene Ontology annotation, biological process: regulation of DNA-templated transcription. Gene Ontology annotation, molecular function: DNA-binding transcription factor activity. NCBI's taxonomy places the organism in Eukaryota, Viridiplantae, Streptophyta, Magnoliopsida, Solanales, Solanaceae.
GAUUUGCUUAAAUUAAAGAAAAUAAGUUAUUCUGUUAAGCCUGAGAUUUGGGGGAAAAUAUCCUUCUUUUUUGAUUGAUUUGUUUUCCUAAAUGUUCAUCAGUAGCUGUAGUGGCAAUUCAAAUUUUCUUGUUUAGAUGUUUAACAUGGAAGUAAGCUCUGAUUUUUUUUGUGUGUGUGUGAGAGAGAUGAUUCAUAAUAAUUUUGAAUUGAUUUAACUUGGGGUUCCUCCAUGUAUGUUGUAUUCACUAGUUUGGAUUAAGGAUUCAUCCUGUUGGCCUACUUUACAUCUUGUCUCGUAUUUUCCAGGAGUCUUUUUUAGUUUAUUUAGAGAUUUGUAUGUCAACAAAUUAUGGAAUAGUGGAACAAAACAUGCCCAAAUAUAACAUAAUGGAUAAAGAUGAUUCAUAUUGUUGAUCCCAACUAGUUUAGGAUUGAGGCUUAGUAGUCGUCGUUGUUGGUUAAGUAUGGAGUUUCCAUGAUAUAGUCAAUUAGUCGGGAGAGAUUGAUCCUGAAGUGCCUAAAGCGAGGUUGCAAUGCUACAGUUUGAUAUUUUGAGUGUCUUGAAAUGGAGUUUUGAGUUAUCCUGGCUGGACUUUUUUGCGGUGAUUUAAUAGUUUCGAAACAUACCUAGAGAGAUAAUGUUGCUGAAAGCCUUAUUGUUCUGCUAUGUGUGGUUUUCAAUUCUUAAAUGACAACUAAUUUCACAAGCUCUUCGGUCAAGACGGGGCUAUGAUUUAUUUCCUUAAAACUUGGAUUGCUGGAGCUACUUGUUUGUAUUGAGUAGAGUUACGCAGUUUUACUACACUUGAUUGACAUUCAAUGUGUUCUUUCAACCGUGUGUAGAAAAAGUUAUGCUAUGAUAACUGCUAUCCAAGCCAGAGCAUAACUUGUGUUUAAAUGACAACAAUUUUACAAGCUCAAGGUAGGGCUUUGAUCCAUUUCCACAAAGUUGGGCCUGGAGCUACUUGUUUCUAAUGAUCUAGAGUUGCACACUUUUACUACAUUUGAUUGACAUUCUAUGUGUUCUUUCAGCCUUGCGUAGAAAAGUUAUUCUUUGGUAACUGCUAUCCAAGCCAGACGACCUUCAAUCUAAUCUUAGUGAAAUCCACGCUAUUUGCCGCUAACAUGAAGAAAAGCUAGUAAUAGGGUUCCUCAGAGUUAAAUCCAGAUUUUUACCUGUCCACCAAAAUAUUUUGACCACUGCACUAUUCUAAUGAAAUACAGAAGCUAGAACUUCAAAAUAACGUCCAAUUCCAAAGCCGCUGGAGUUUCUUCUGAAUUACAGACCCUAAGUCAGACAUGCUUCUUUGUUUUCCACAAACAACAUAACUAAAGAAACGCUUAGCUUCCUGUCAAAGUUAGGAAAUGAUUUUUUUCUCCAUUCAAGGAGGGCGUUAUAUUAUGUAUUCUUCGUUCCUUGUUAUUGAUUUUUUUGUGGGUCCCUUUCCCUAUAAUAGCAGUGUAUGUUUUUAUGAAACAUGCCAUACGUACAGCCACGAGCAGAUAGAUCACACUUUGAUUUGUUGCAAGCUCAGUGUUCUAAAUUCUAAUCAAUUGUUGGAUUCCCACGUGCUGUACGCCUCUUCCUGAACAAUGAAGAAAAAAGAAAAGAAUUGCACAAUAAGAAGAUGGUAGUCUUCUCUUGGAAUAUGUGUCUACCUAUAUUCAGUGCUUUUGCAAAUUUGAGGAGAGGACUCACUCUUCUUCGCUCCUCUGCAUGUGCGAAGAUCUUGUGUGCUUUGCUAUGGCAAAUUCCAAGGGGCCAUCUAGCAUGAGGCAUAUGGUGUACAAUGGAAAGAGCUCUUUGCUGCCUCCUAAAAGCCCGUUUCCUUGCACAUCUUCCUCGUAUGUUGAUUAUCUACCUAGUUCUGCUGUCACCCAAAAGGGCAUUUCGAAACCCAGAGAUGGUUCACACCAUCAGCGUACUUCUUCUGAAAGCUGUAUUAUAGAGGAACAACCAUCUUGGUUAGAUGAUCUUCUUAACGAGCCGGAAACUCCUGUACGCAGAGGUGGCCACCGACGUUCAUCUAGUGACUCCUUUACGUAUUUUGAUGCUGCUAAUAUUACAAACUUAGAUUACAUAGCUCAAGAUGAUAAUAAAUUCAGAAACAUAACUCCUGUCGCUUCCUGGGGAUCCCAAGACUUUGAUUAUUACAAAGAUGCUCGGCAUGCCACACUUCAUGUUGAUCAGAAUUCCUCAAACCGACAAAAGAGUAGGGCAAGGGAUGCAUCUCCAAAUGCAAUACCACAUCGCCGUGGUCUCCCCCCUUCUAGGGAAAAUGUCAAGACUCACAGCUUGGGAUCAUCAUGUCCUCCACAAGAACGAGAGAGGCCCAAAUCUGCAGGAAGCGACAAGCAGGAUUUUGCUGAAUCUGUCACUCCUGAUCCAAAGGGAUCUGGUGAAACACAGGAUUCUUCUCACAGCAAGAGUUCUGCAUCAGAAAAUGACACGAAACGUGCAAAGCAACAAUUUGCUCAACGUUCACGAGUUAGGAAGCUUCAAUAUAUAUCUGAACUGGAAAGAAAUGUUCAAGCUCUGCAGGCUGAAGGUUCUGAGGUGUCCGCUGAGCUUGAAUUCCUUAACCAGAAGACUCUUAUUCUCAGCAUGGAGAAUAAAGCCCUAAAGCAGCGCUUAGAAAAUUUAUCUCAAGAGCAGCUGAUAAAGCAUUUGGAGCAUGAAGUACUGGAAAGAGAAAGAGGAAGACUACGAGCAUUGUAUCAGCAACAGCAACUGCCACAGUCACAGCAGCAACAGCAAUCGUCAUCCAGCCAUCGGCGUACCACUAGUAGGGAUCUUGAUCAACAAUUUGCAGACCUCUGUUUGAAACACAAAGGCCAACUUCACAUGUGACUGUCGCUUGGAUUUUAAUCACAUCUUAGUCCCGACUCUCCCUCAGCUGAUUUUGCCUGGCAAGUGACAAAAAUUGCACGAUUUUAAUUGUGCAUGGCGUGGUAAAAAAGAGCUCGUGUCGUCCUUGUGCUCUCUCUCAACAGCUUUGCCGCCUCCACCUUCCGCCAGUGAUUCUAAUUUCUUACAUAGUAUGUAUCCCCUCAACUUUAUUUGUUAAGCAUAGUGGUCUUUUUAUGUGCACCUGGUGGUCGGUGCUAGGGAAUAGCAUUUGUGGCAGUUGACUCGCCUGAGGUGGCUAAUUCCGGCAUGAUUUCUCCUUUGUAUGUUAAACUCAUCAGUUUUGCAUCAGCUUUCGUUGUUGUAAAAUUUCCUAGCUAUUGGUUCCACCAUUUUUACCUUCUCAGGUAAUUCAUGAACAUUGACUUGUAAGCAUUAACAGUGGAGCUCCAUCAACUCAUUAUGUCCUUUCUUCUUUAGGCUAUGAAACCAUUUUGUUUCUGCAA